AUUGGAUAUGGAGCCGAUGAGGGAGCGAUCAGGGAGUGCCGUCCUGCCUCCUUCCCCCGAAAUCGUCUUGUCUUUCCACAAUGUGGAUGUUUGGAGCGUUCCACAAAUAUCUACCUGGAAUAGAUUCCUCAAGCUCUGCCGGAAGGCAAAUGUUGGAAACGCUAAGCAUAUUCUUCAAGACGUGAGUGGGAUCGUGCAUCCGGGCGAAAUGUUAGCCAUCCUGGGAGCAAGUGGAGCCGGAAAAUCGACUUUGAUGAACGUCAUGACGUCCAGGAACUUGGGAAAACUCAAGGUCUCUGGUAGACUCAUGGUGAAUGGGAAAGCCAUCAAGAGGAGCACUUUGGCAGGCAUAUCCGCUUACAUCCAACAGGAAAACUAUUUUAUCGGCACCCUCACUGUGAGGGAACACCUACGAUUUCAGGCUAUAUUGAGGAUGGGCAAAGAAGUAAAGCAUCAGCAACGAAUGGAACGAGUUGAAGAAGUUAUUCAGGAGUUGGGAUUGAGUAAUUGUUCAGACACGAUAAUCGGCAUUCCUGGUCGGAUUAAAGGCAUCUCAGGCGGAGAAUUGAAGCGUCUCUCCAUUGCCUCCGAGGUCCUGAUGGACCCGCCAUUGCUUUUUUUUGACGAGCCGACCUCAGGCCUGGACUCGUUUCUGGCCCAACAAGUGGUGGCUCUCAUGAAGUCCCUGGCCGAGAAGGGGAAGACCGUAGUAUCCAUCAUCCAUCAACCUUCAUCCGAGGUCUUCGCCAUGUUCGAUCGGAUUCUUCUCCUGGCAGAGGGGAAAACUGCCUAUUUGGGACAGGCCAAACACGGCAUACCCUUUUUUCAACAGAUGGGAUACGAAUGCCCGUUGAACUAUAACCCGGCCGAUUUCUACGUCCACACCCUGGCCAUCAUUCCGGGAGCAGAAGAAGAAUGUCGAAAACGGGUUCUCAAGAUCUGCAGCGCGUUCAGAGACUCGGAGGAAGGGAAGGCGCUGGAAGUCGGCUUAACCGGCGACGCUGUGGUCGAUGGGGUCUCGAACGACCUCUCAGACGCGAAUGAGGCGGGGGACGAGAUGAAGUUCAAGUACAAGAUGUCCUGGUUCGGCCAGUUUCGCGCCGUUAUCGCUCGAUGCUGGAUCGCCAACCUUCGAGAACCUUUCAUAAUCAAACUUCGACUAUUCCAGUCCUUGAUGCUGGCUCUACUGAUGGGAAUCGUAUACUUGAAGCAGGAUUACAACACGGUCGAGGGAUUGAUGAACCUGAACGGGGUCGUCUUCCUCUUCCUCUUCCAUGCGAGCUGCCAGAACGCCUUGGCGGUGUUCAACGCGUUCUGCGAAGAGUUACCAGUCUUCUUGAGGGAAAACCAGAGCGGGAUGUACAGGACGGAUGCGUAUUUCAUCAGCAAGGUCGUGGCCGAGUUCCCGUUCUCCAUUUUCUUUCCUGCCGUCUUCACCGCUGUCACUUAUUUUAUGAUCGGCCUCAACGAAAAGAUCGAGCGCUUCCUCGUAUGCACACUCAUCAUGAUCAUCGUCGCAAAUGUCUCCACAGCCUUCGGUUACAUGAUCUCAUGUGUAACUCGCAGCAUCGGUCUGGCCUUGACCGUGGGUCCACCCAUUCUCGUUCCGUACAUGUUGUUUGGUGGCUUCUUCAUCAACAACAACUCAAUCCCCGUGUACUUCAUAUGGCUGAAGUACAUCUCGUGGUUCUACUACGGGAACGAGGCCCUCAUGAUCAAUCAGUGGAAAGACCUCGAGAUCGACUGCGGGGAUUCCAUCGGGUGCCCUCCUAGCGGCGAUGCCAUCCUGGAGUACUUCCAUUUCGACAAGGACAAUGAACUCCGGGACAUUUUGGUUUUGGUGGUCAUGGUGGUGGUGUACAACCUGAUCGCCUUCCUCAGCCUCCUCUUCCGGGCAUCUCGCCGGACGUGA
Messenger RNA from Darwinula stevensoni, 1912 nucleotides. Lineage: Eukaryota; Metazoa; Arthropoda; Ostracoda; Podocopida; Darwinulidae. The record is from the annotation of a GenBank genome assembly.